CUGCGGGCAGCGAGAGCUCCUCGGGCGGGCGGAGCGCGGCGGGCCCGGGGUGACUCCGCCGGGAGCCGCUCCGGGCCCGGCCGCCUUUGGGCUCCCGGGGGCGGGGCCGGGCGCGAGCCGGGAGCGCGCGCGGCCCCGCGGGGAGAGAGGGCGGGAAAGCGGCGGCCCGCGGGGGGAAGGGCGCGCGCAGAGCCCGCCCCGGCGCAGUCCUCAACCAGGUCGGACCCACGGCAAUAAAGGGAGGAGCAGGGGGAGAGAAGCGACACUGAGCAGUGGUCGAUUGUAGCAGGAUCAUGUCUGGCAGGGGUAAGGGCGGCAAGGGGCUCGGCAAGGGCGGCGCCAAGCGGCACCGCAAGGUGCUCCGCGAUAACAUCCAGGGCAUCACCAAGCCGGCCAUCCGCCGCCUGGCUCGGCGCGGCGGCGUCAAGCGCAUCUCGGGGCUGAUCUACGAGGAGACGCGCGGCGUGCUGAAGGUGUUCCUGGAGAACGUGAUCCGCGACGCCGUCACCUACACGGAGCACGCCAAGAGAAAGACGGUGACUGCCAUGGACGUGGUGUACGCCCUCAAGCGCCAGGGCCGCACUCUGUACGGCUUCGGCGGCUAAAUUCUGUUCCAGUUAUAACUUAACACAUUUACAGCUCAAAGGCUCUUCUCAGAGCCACCCACAAAUUUCAAAAAAAGAGCUUUAUAUCA
Molecule: messenger RNA, 694 nt
Organism: Poecile atricapillus (Black-capped chickadee)
Lineage: Eukaryota; Metazoa; Chordata; Aves; Passeriformes; Paridae
Product: histone H4
Exons: 1
Coding region: 294-605 (103 amino acids)
Biological process (GO): nucleosome assembly
Cellular component (GO): nucleosome
Molecular function (GO): protein heterodimerization activity; DNA binding; structural constituent of chromatin
Source: RefSeq, a predicted model, not a curated record